ACCACGAUACCGCAUCCCACAGCACGCCGACGCGUCCAGACCAGAUCGACAAGAAGACACGUCCCGAUCGCCCUCGGGCCCCUGCUGCCGGUGGCCAUACGCGCCGAGCUGCACAACUCACGAUCCAGUGACAGCGACGACGUGCCGACAUGCUGAUAAUGGACAUGCGAGCCCGAACUUAAAUCGCACGUCAGCUGGGACACGCUCGAGGAAGACGUUCGCAACAGGCUGUCUGGAAGGCUGCCAAGAGCCGUGUCGGCACGGAUAUCGCAAGUCUACGAAGCCGGGGUGCGAAGUACGACAUGUCCCCGAGUGUCAAUGGCCUCCUCCUGCAGCCUGGGGGGACUGUCUCCACCACGCCCAAUCAUCCCACUGACGGAUGCCGCUUCUUGCUUCCGCUUAUCGGCUACUGCACACCUGUCCAGGUUUUGAAGCGCUCGGAGAAUGCAUCGAGCCACUCUACCCGAGUCUGCUCGCUGUACAUCGGUGAACACCAGCGCUAUGGCCUACAACUAUCCCAAUGUCUGCUUUGGAGGGGUACGGACUGCGGCUCGACGUCGAGAGUGCCCCGCAGGUCACCCUUGUCCUCGAGACUAGCGCACGUUCCUGGCUUUCCGUCACACGUGUCUCGCUAUGACGGCCAUGCAGCCCAAGCCCCUACAAAGCAAUCAUGCCACUCCAUCCCACCCCAAGCCUGCCCACGCACAGCGAGCUCCGAUCGUGAUCCUAUCCGUGCUUUGCUCUUGGGCUCCCCGAACCCUUGGCCUGGGUCCUGCGACAGUCCCGCCGGUGCCAGCCAACCGCUCGUACUGGUCCCUUUUCUGCGCUUGCAGCGGUUGAGGGUUGACCCAUUUUUCAAAUCUGAGAGACCCAUGCCAGGCUACUUCUGGAAGCUGCAGCGUGAAAUGUCUUGGGCGAAUCGCAGAAUAUGUAACCUUGCCCUCAGGAAUACGACUUUGAUCUUUUUUAUUUUUUGUACUUCGCGCGUUUGUCGCCGGACCCAGUGUUUCUGUCCGUCGUGACUGCUUUACCCUUGCGUCACGCGUCUUAGUGGUGCGCGACGGUCGAGAGAGCCUUGCACAGUGCUUGCAUUAGCACCGUCGGGGCUCGCGGCUUCUCAAGGAUUUGCUGCCCAAAACGCAUGAUUCUUGAGCUGCGAGAUGCUCACGCUGGAGAAUCGAGGAGUGGGAGAUCGCCGAUCUGCUC
Messenger RNA from Mytilinidion resinicola, 1206 nucleotides. RefSeq lists its product as uncharacterized. Bases 303 to 1022 code for a protein of 239 amino acids. The record is from RefSeq and is a predicted model, not a curated record. The transcript has a single exon. NCBI's taxonomy places the organism in Eukaryota, Fungi, Ascomycota, Dothideomycetes, Mytilinidiales, Mytilinidiaceae.